AUGAAUACGUUCGAGGAGCAGUUGAAGCUGUACCGGAAGUCGCUUGGACACCUUCUUUCUGGGUUUCCCUACAGCCUUGUGAUGGAAAUCACCGCCUCAGAGCCCAGAGACGUACUACAGCUGGAAAGAACAUGUCUUACGUUCAUCCGAUUUGCAUGUUCGUUGGUGUUUUCGGCGUUGGGAAUGGUGUUGAACUUCAAACUCAACACUUCAGGCAAACCCACGAAGCCACACCAACCCCGGAAGGGGUUCAACAGAACAGCCUACACCACAGCAGCUGCAUUCGUGCUUGUGGUUUUGGCAUUUGCUGUGCUAAUUUUGAGUGGAAUCAAUUAUUUGAUAACUAUUCAGAGAUAUGCUUCUCACAAGAUCGAGACUUACAAUUAUAAUAAUAUGAGCACGGUGGUGUGCAUGACUUGUGUGUUUGUCACGUUGAUAGCUAUCAACGUGAGCUUAAUCGUGGACGGGUAUAUCCUGGAAAGCUAG
Molecule: messenger RNA, 486 nt
Organism: Suhomyces tanzawaensis NRRL Y-17324
Lineage: Eukaryota; Fungi; Ascomycota; Pichiomycetes; Serinales; Debaryomycetaceae
Exons: 2
Coding region: 1-486 (161 amino acids)
Source: RefSeq, a predicted model, not a curated record